This is a messenger RNA of Megalobrama amblycephala (Wuchang bream), 4866 nucleotides long. RefSeq names its product tight junction protein ZO-2. Gene Ontology annotation, biological process: cell-cell junction organization; protein localization to cell-cell junction; positive regulation of blood-brain barrier permeability. The record is from RefSeq and is a predicted model, not a curated record. Lineage: Eukaryota; Metazoa; Chordata; Actinopteri; Cypriniformes; Xenocyprididae. Gene Ontology annotation, molecular function: cell adhesion molecule binding. The transcript is spliced from 24 exons. Bases 94 to 3894 code for a protein of 1266 amino acids. Gene Ontology annotation, cellular component: bicellular tight junction; plasma membrane.
GAGGAGCCUGUCGUGGUUGUUUUUUCUUGUGACCACACGAACAUCCAUCCAGGUUGAGUGUUUUGGCAUUGGUGACUGAGCCACAUCGCCAAGAUGAAGUACAAGAAGUUUUUUACCGUCAUGCAAGCGGCUGUUGGCAUUGUGCCGCUCAACAAACGAGAAUUCCUUCCUCCCCCUCGAAGACUCUGGAAAUCUCACGAGGACCAGUACGCCUCAGAGUUGUUCCCCUCCAGCUACUCCAGGGAGAACAAUUACUGGACCAGCGAACCACAAUACAUGUACCUCGCAGAGUUACGCCGCGCCUCUGUACGCAGUUUAACACAGCUGUGGCAGGGCUCAGGAAUGGAGGAGACGAUUUGGGAGCAGUACACUGUGACUCUACAGCGGGACUCUAAAAUGGGCUUUGGAAUUGCUGUGUCCGGCGGAAGGGACAAUCCAAACGUGGAGAGUGGAGAGACGUCCAUCAUUGUGUCGGACGUGCUGCCAGGAGGCCCGGCCGAUGGACUGCUCUUUGAGAACGACCGUGUGAUACAGGUCAACACCAUCACCAUGGAUAAUGUGCCUCAUUCUUUUGCUGUGCAGUCACUUCGGAAAUGUGGGAAAGUGGCCAAAAUAACUGUAAAGAGGCCUCGCAAGGUGUCUGUCCUCAAGCGCCCCCCGUCCCCGAGCGUGGAUAGCCGUGAUUACAACAUAUCCAGCUAUUAUCCUGAGGACAACCGCAGCGUUCACAGUGACCCAGACUCUGAUUACCCUCGGGGAAACGGCGGCCUGGGCUACCCCCGUGACAGAGAGCAUGACCGGACCCUCGACAAGAGCCGGAUAGACUACCUGGACCCAGAUUACCGCAGCCAGGACUACAACUCUCGGCGGGAACGGAGUAGAGGCAGGAGCCCAGAGAGAUCGCCCAGCUCUGACAGCGGCUACCGCAGGGACGGCAGCCGGGGCCGGACGCUGGAGCGUGGAUCCAGCCCGGAGCCUCCCUAUAAUAAGCAGCACAGCAGAGGUCGCGGGGGAGGAGGAAGCCCUGCCGGAAGCUACGGGAGGGACCAGGGCUACGACACGCGGAGGUAUGAAACUCGUUCGGAUGAGAAGAUGAUCAGGAGUCACAGCAGGGACCGGCUGCAGGAUCACUCACCGUCACCUAGCAGAGAACGGGACAGAGGAAGAGACCGUCAUAACUAUGAGCCCCUCGAGCCGCCCAUCAAUGUGAUGCUGGUGAAAAACAGGCCCAAUGAAGAGUACGGCCUCCGGCUGGGCAGCCAGAUCUUCAUCAAAGAGAUGACCAGCACUGGACUCGCUGCCAGAGAUGGAAAUCUCCAGGAGGGCGACAUCAUUCUCAAGAUCAACGGAACGGUGACCGAGAACCUCUCUCUGAGUGAUGCCGGCAAGCUGAUUGAGAAAUCACGGGGCAAGCUGCAACUGGUGGUCCAAAGAGACCACCGGCAGAUCCUGGUGCGCAUCCCUGCCCUGGCAGACAGCGACUCGGAGCCUGAUGAUAUUUCUGAGAUGGAGUCCUACCAUUCCUACUCACCUCAAGAUGACCAAAGGUCACGUCAAUCUGACCUCUCCUCGCACUCUUCAAAUGACGCUGCACGAGAGAAUGCCAGGGAGGACCCUCAAAGCAGACUUGCAAAACCCGCUGUAACAUCCUCUCCUUACAAAACUCCAGAGGUGCCGCUUCCAACCCAGGAGGAGAGAGCGGAACCACAGGAAGAAGAGCCACCACCAGCAUUAAGGACGACACCCAAGAUCCUGCUGAGACCGAGCCCAGAGGACGAGGCCAUUUACGGGCCCAACACAGUGAUGGUGAGCUUUCAGAAAGGAGAGAGCGUUGGACUGAGGUUAGCUGGAGGAAAUGAUGUGGGAAUAUUCAUAGCAGGAGUGCAAGAGGGCAGUCCGGCUGAAGAAGAAGGUCUCCGUGUAGGGGAUCAGAUCAUGAAGGUGAAUAACGUUGACUUUCGGGGCAUUGUGCGAGAGGAGGCCGUGCUGUUCCUGCUGGAGAUCCCGCGGGGUGAGGUCGUGACCAUUUUGGCACAGAAUAAAACCGAGGUUUACGAAGACAUCUUGGUAUCCGGUCGAGGGGACUCGUUUUUCAUCCGGACCCAUUUUGAGUAUGAGAAGGAGCUGCCUCAGUGUCUCGCCUUCUCCCGGGGGGAGAUCCUCAAGGUGGUGGACACCUUAUAUGACGGCAAGCUGGGAAACUGGCUGGCCAUCCGCUUGGGCAAAGACAACCAACUGCUGGAGAAGGGCAUCAUUCCCAACAAGAGCAGAGCGGAGCAGAUGGCAAACGUCCAGAACACACAUAAGGGCUCAGGAAGUGACAGAGCUGACUUCUGGAGACUACGUGGUCAGAGGGCGGCCAAGAAGAAAGACCUGCGGAAGAGCCGAGAGGAAAGUUCUGCUGCUGUCGCCACACGAUUCCCUGCCUAUGAGAGGGUGGUGCUGAGAGAAGCGGGAUUCCGAAGGCCGGUUGUGCUGUUUGGACCAAUCGCUGAUGCUGCCAGCGAAAAACUGAAAGCGGAGCUUCCGGAUGAGUUUGUAAUUGCCAGCACAUCAGAAACAGAACCCAAAGACGCAGGGUCGGAAAAAUCCUCCGGGGUGGUUCGUCUCAACACGAUUCGACAGAUCAUCGAACAGGACAAGCACGCUCUCCUGGAUGUCACCCCUAAAGCUGUGGACACCCUGAACUACACGCAGUGGUACCCCAUAGUCAUCUUCUUCAGCCCGGAUAGCAAACAUGGGGUGAAGGCGAUGAGACAGAGGGUCAUCCCCAGCUCUAACCGCAGUGCCCGCAAACUCUACGAUCAGGCUCUGAAGCUCAGGAAAACCUGCUCACACCUGUUUACCGCUGUUAUCGAUCUGAACUCAGCUAAUGAUGCCUGGUACGGCAGUUUGAAGGAGACCAUACGAGACCAGCAGACCCACGCUGUGUGGGUCUCAGAGGGGAAGCUGGACGGGACAGAGGGGGACCUUGACGUUCACGACGACCGCAUGUCGUAUCUCUCGGCGAUGAGCGCUGACUAUCUCAGCAUGGACAGCCGGCUGACCAGCGACUACGAAGACACGGCAGACGAGGGCGGGACUUACACAGAUAACGAAGCGGACGAGCCACUCGACCGCCAGCGGGUGUCGGCCAUUAGCCGCUCCUCUGAGCCAGUCAUGCCAGAGGAGAUCCUCAGGAAGUCCAGCCCAGAGAUUCGAGGUCGUAUCCGUAGAGUGGGAAGCAGAGAGAUGCUGACUGAGGCUAGUCCCCCCUUUAUGUCCACCUUCCUGCCUGACCCCGCGAAGGUAAAAAUGCUGUCUCAAGUCGAGGUGUCGCGGGGGCAGUACGACCCCUCUCGAAACUACGACUCUCGUUCAAGCAGCCCCGCAAGCAGCGAGCACCCGCGCAGCCAGGACUCUCCGGCAAAAAACAAGCCCCUGCCUCCCCCACCCGCACUUAAACCUAACUUCGCAUCCCGCAGCUCCAGGGGCCUCGUAAACAGCCCCCCGAUACGGGACAGUGAACCCCUGGUGGACAGUCCUGACGAUCCUUCACAGAGGUCUUUCCGGGGCAAAGUGAAGGCCUUCGAGCAGAUGGAUCACUUCGCCCGGACACAAAGAGUUCUGGAGAUCCAAGAGGCCCAGAACGCCAGGUUGGAGAUUGCUCAGAAGCAUCCAGACAUCUAUGCCGUCCCCAUGAAGUCUCAGAAACUGGACCACAGCAGGCCACAGCCUAUCGGCUCCAGUGCGCGACCAGAGCCCCAGACGCCUCCUUGCAAGCUGCCAUACACAGAGAGCCGCCCGCUCGGCCUUGGCGAGGAGCCCGGGGAGGAGUUUCGACAGCAGCUGGCGGAUCAGACCAAGCGCGGCUAUUACACCACCACACAAAAGUAUCAGGACACUGAGCUGUAGAGUUCCUCUGCUUCGGCUCACCGCACAGCUUCACCAUUCCACCGGGGCGCCGCCCUGCACCAAAACUGCUGCUGACUUGGAAGUCCCAUUUGCUUUUAAGUUUCCCACACGUAUAUUUGUCUUUUUCACUUCAAAGAAGUUCAACUUUCUGUCCGUGUGGAUAGAAUCUUAUUGUUUUUUUAUAUAUAUAUAUAUUUGCAUUUUUGUUUCCCUCUGUGUGAUUCCAGAACCAUGUUUUCUUGCCUAUGCAAUUUUUUCAGUUUCUGCAACGCUACAGAAACGUCUCUCUCUCUCUCUCUUUGCUCCAUGAAAACCUUAAACCCGUCGUGUGCUACAAACCAGCUUUUUGUUACUUUCUUUUUAUAAGCCUGAAGCAAAACUGUUUUAAAACGUCACUCUCUUUAAGGUUUGUACUAUCUUUGCAUUCCUUCAUUUCUGAUCAUGUGUGUUAUACGAUGUAAGACAAUACACUGGAUUUUGUUACAACAUUUUGAAGUGCCUUUUACUUUACAAAUAAUGUUGGAGGUUUGUGGACUUGACAAUCCAGCCCUCUGGACAAUAUAUUUGCUGCUUACAGCUCCAAGGAAAAACAGGGAAAAAGUCAACAACACCAAAACCCUUAAUGCGCCCGUAUCCUCAGUGUAGCGACAGCAACCACAAAUGAGUUUCCAAAGGGACACUUCACAAUUCAGGUCGAUGCUGGUUGGUUCGAGUGAUUGGAACUGCUGUUGUCACGGUUUGUCUUAUUUCAACCCCACUGCAUUACGUUUUUAACACGCUUGAUUGUACAUUAGUCCGCUUUACCUCCACGUAUCGGUUCAAAGUGCUUCUAAAACUCGUGGAUUAUAUUUUGAUGGCUUCCACUGUGUGUGAGAGUCACACACUGAGAGAAUUUUCCCUGGACAUUUACGUUCAGGUCUACUGUGGAAUUUCACUCUACUACACCAAAUAAAAUAAACUAUAUUGACAUUC